Molecule: messenger RNA, 2105 nt
Organism: Myotis davidii
Lineage: Eukaryota; Metazoa; Chordata; Mammalia; Chiroptera; Vespertilionidae
Gene: PRPF31
Product: pre-mRNA processing factor 31
Exons: 11
Coding region: 259-1851 (530 amino acids)
Biological process (GO): spliceosomal tri-snRNP complex assembly; mRNA splicing, via spliceosome
Cellular component (GO): U4/U6 x U5 tri-snRNP complex; U4 snRNP; precatalytic spliceosome
Source: RefSeq, a predicted model, not a curated record
ACGGGUAGGUGGUGUGAGUUGCGGCUGGAGAUUAUCUGGGUUCUGGGGGGUUUGUUCAUGGAUUAAUGCAGUAGGUGUUUAUUGAGCACCUACUAUGUGCCAGGCACAGUGAGGAGCUGGAGAGCCACGCAGAUGAAAACGCCGGUCCUUGUGGAGCCUGCGGGCUAGUGGGGGGGACGAGGAUGGGCCAGGGCCUCCUGGGGGGGAGCCCCUCUCGGUAAUGAGGGGAACCCUGCUCUCCCCCCAGUAGGCCUCGGGAUGUCUCUGGCAGACGAGCUCCUGGCCGACCUCGAGGAGGCGGCGGAAGAGGAGGAAGGAGGAAGCUAUGGGGAGGAGGAGGAGGAGCCGGCGAUCGAGGAUGUGCAGGAGGAGACGCAGCUGGAUCUCUCCGGGGAUUCGGUCAAGAGCAUCGCCAAGCUGUGGGACAGCAAGAUGUUUGCUGAGAUCAUGAUGAAGAUCGAGGAGUACAUCAGCAAGCAAGCCAACGCUUCGGAAGAAGGAAAGCUGUGUUACUGUGAGCUCAUUCCAGCCGGUCCAGCAGCGAGGGAGCAGGAAGUGGGCCCUUUAUUCUGGGUGUUCUUGCGCCCCGCGAAGCUCAGGGGUUUGGUUCCUAAAGCAAGAAGGGGAAGUGGAUGUGGGGGACAGCCAGCCGUCCGCCUGUCCCCUCAUCAGAUGCCUCCCGCCCCGCCCACCUCAGACAUCAUCCACAAGUUCAUCCGGGACAAGUACUCGAAGCGCUUCCCCGAGCUGGAGUCUCUGGUCCCCAACGCGCUGGAUUACAUCCGCACCGUCAAGGAGCUGGGCAACAGCCUGGACAAGUGCAAGAACAACGAGAACCUGCAGCAGAUCCUGACCAACGCCACCAUCAUGGUGGUCAGCGUGACCGCCUCGACCACCCAGGGGCAGCAGCUGUCGGAGGAGGAGCUGGAGCGGCUGGAGGAGGCCUGCGACAUGGCGCUGGAGCUGAACGCCUCCAAGCACCGCAUCUACGAGUACGUGGAGUCCCGCAUGUCCUUCAUCGCGCCCAACCUCUCCAUCAUCAUCGGGGCGUCCACGGCCGCCAAGAUCAUGGGGGUGGCCGGCGGCCUGACCAACCUCUCCAAGAUGCCCGCCUGCAACAUCAUGCUGCUGGGGGCCCAGCGCAAGACGCUGUCGGGCUUCUCGUCCACCUCCGUGCUGCCCCACACCGGCUACAUCUACCACAGCGACAUCGUGCAGUCCCUGCCCCCGGAUCUCCGGCGGAAAGCUGCCCGUCUGGUGGCCGCCAAGUGCACACUGGCAGCCCGCGUGGACAGCUUCCACGAGAGCACGGAGGGGAAGGUGAGGGGCCGGCGGCUGAGCUCGUGGGCUGUGGGCUGUCCAGGGAGAGCGAUGGUCCUGAUGGGCGGUGUCCGUGUGCCCCUGCCGAGCUCACCGCUCCUCUUAGCAAUGACCAGACGCCGUGGCUCAGCACAGCACAGGCCGGAGCCCACAGGCCUGUCAGGGUCCGGGAAGCAAGGGCGACGCCUCUCCCUCCCCCAGAUCGAGGAGGACGCCUACCAGGAGGACCUGGGCUUCAGCCUGGGCCACCUGGGCAAGUCGGGCAGUGGGCGCGUGCGGCAGACGCAGGUGAACGAGGCCACGCGUGUGCGCGCGUGUGUGUGUGUGUGUCGGCGGGGGGUUGGGGGGCUGAUGUCAAGGGGCCAGGCCAUCUCACCCAGUUGUCCGUCCCCCUCGCCUACCCAGGGCCUGGAGAUUGUGAACCCACAAGCGGCCGAGAAGAAGGUGGCCGAGGCCAACCAGAAGUACUUCUCCAGCAUGGCCGAGUUCCUCAAGGUCAAGGGCGAGAAGAACGGCAUCAUGUCCACCUGAGGGCGCACCCUGGGUGGCCGCCACGGCAGACGUGGAGGCCCUGUGCUCCCAAGGGGCCAGGGCUGGGGGCUCCGACGGGGGGAGCCCGCCAGUGCCCAGUGCCCGGACUGUCCAGAGGGGUGCGCAGGCCCCGCACCGAGAUUGCCGCCCCAGUUGGCAGAGCGGUCCCCACCACACCUCGUUUUUGGUAUUUUAACUGGGAAAGGAGAUACUUUUGGGAAAAGUGUGAUUAAAAGCACAUUGUCUGAAUUUGA